Molecule: messenger RNA, 2033 nt
Organism: Protomyces lactucae-debilis
Lineage: Eukaryota; Fungi; Ascomycota; Taphrinomycetes; Taphrinales; Protomycetaceae
Exons: 1
Coding region: 54-1973 (639 amino acids)
Source: RefSeq, a predicted model, not a curated record
AGACCAUCUCUCUCUAGAAGACCCGUUACAUGCUCCAUAGCUGACAAGACGCCAUGUCCAACAAGAACCACCAUCAGCAUCACAAAGCCUUCACUAUAGCGCAGCACCAAGCGAGACAGGCCCGCAGAAAAUCAUCUACCCAUGCACAACGCCCAACUCUCCACCAGGCGCCGGCUCUUCAGCAGCGGGCCUCGGUCCAGCAUGGUCAGUCAAUGGAUAUGAAUGUAUACGGCGACUCGGACGACGCAGAUACGGAAACGGAUGAAGAGCCCGAGACGGCAAAACGAACUGCUGCUAUAACCAUGACAGCACCUUCCGCGGCUCAGCAAGAGACGGCGAGUCCUCUCAAACGCAAGCGCGCCAUGAGUAUGAGUGAGCUCUUUGACUUCCCAGACUCACCGCCCGCUUCUGAUGGCGGGUCUAUGACGCCUGGGAGUCAGAGUCAGUAUCACUUUGACGACAUUGCAGCCUUGGAUGAGAGCGAGGAUGAGUAUGACAUGGAACGGAUGGAGUCCGCAGAACUGAUUCAUGAGCGUGAAGAUGAUGAUAUGCGAGGCCACAAAUUCCAUGUCAUGGAUGAUGAUAAGCCCUUUGCGUAUGCUCCAGAGGAGGAGGAUCAAGAAGCCGCAACGCCAAGCGAGCAAGGGUCUCGCUCAGAAGAGUACUGGCUCGAAGACUUUGACGCACUCCUCAAUGGCGCAUCACUCUUUGAGAUUGAUGCCUCCAAUAGCGCCAAUAAUCGCCAUAUUGAGCCCAGCCAGGAUUCCCUGCUGGAGCAAGAAUUCUUUGUGCAUGGCAAUUCAAGCUCAUCAGAUCAGGAUGAGGACGAGGAAAAUGAUGAUGACGACGACGACGAUGAAGAAGAAGACGAUGAAGACGGAGAUGAUGAUGAGCGGAUAGGCUGGGAUUGCUUCUUUGCCAACGGUGACUCUGACUCUGAGACGGAAAUGGAGCUUGAAGCCAUGGCACAACAAGCCAUAGCCGAAGAAGAGCUGGCACAGGCAUUGUUUCUCACCAGUCAAGUCAUGGACAUGCCUGAUCAAGUCGAUGGCGACUCUGAUGCCAGCACAACGGAUGAUGAAGCACCAGAGCUGCUGCUGCAACGCAGCAAUUCAAAGCUCAAUCCUAUGACACCUGCGCGUGCACUCGUCAAGUCCAAUUUGACAUCGUGCAUGAAGCAAGCUUCCUUCAUUGACGACACAACACCCACCAAAGCAGCGGGUCAAUAUCUGCUCAAUACAUCAACAGAUCUCACCACACCCAAUCAAGCACCCUUGCUCGGCACCUGGACCCGCGACACAACCAGACCAGUCGCAGUGAUUGAUGGCUCCACCACGAACUCACCAGCGCACACACCACCGCUCCCUAAAGCCGCACCCGUCAUGUCUGGCAUGACAGGCAUCAAGUUGACACCUGCCGCUGCCCUCGCCGCAGCGACAGAAGCGUCCAAAAUUGCCAAUGCGAAACUCAAACGGGCGAAAGCGUAUCGUCGGUCAGAAGCCAUGACAGCAGCCAUCACUUCACUGGAUGACAUCAUGUAUACGAAUGAUUUCCUGUUGCCUGGCGAGGCCGAUGCUCAUGGCCACAGUGUUGCGCCGCUUGAACUAACACCAACCAUUGCAGCACCUGGUGCGUUUCGUCGACAUCAACAAAACCGUACAAAUGUGCACAAGGAGGAUUCCCUCAAGGAUGAAUGGAUUCUCCUCACCUCCAAGAGUAAAGCAGCUCGAGAUACACGGAAAGUAUCAGCAGUACCUGUCCUUGGACUCGGCACAGAUUCAUUGUCUCGCAAGGAGAAGAGGAGACGGAAGAAACUCAAGACGGCCGCAGCGGGUGCUGGUGGACUUGGCAGAAUUGGUGGUAGUGCGUUGAGUAUGGAUGGUGAUUAUUCAACAGGUGAAGAUGAGGUGUUUGGUGUUGAACGAGCUGGUCUCGGUAUGGGCCCACCUCUUGAGUCAUUGUUUAGCUUUUGAUGGGUGGAUUGGCUCAUUAUGUGCUUUAUUUUGCAAUUUGGAUAGACCAGCGUUAGCAAG